AUGACUGAUCUAACAUUCUGCUACUUGCAUAUGACAUCGAAUGACCUUAAAAUCAUCGACACGCUUGGCACGGCAGAGCAGCUGCGAGGAGACCUUUCUGAUGAUGAGAUGGAUAUUCCUGCGCAUAUGAUCCCUCCGAAUCCUGAUGAUUCCGAAAUACUACCAUCUCAAGUGCACCCCUCAUAUCCCUACGGAAACCCUACUUCCACCAAGCAUCCCGCUGCACGCCCACGCGUUCCGUAUGAUCCGACUUCGCGAGCGCUCUUUGAAGAUAUGGGGUACGGCGGCGGUGGAGUGAAUGGAACCCUCCGCUGGUCGGAUCUCGCCCUCGAAACACUACUACCGACAGAUCACGAGCGCGAAGAAGCUGAGCGUGCUGCUCAAGCACGUCGCAUGGCAAGCGGGGUGGCGCAGACUGGGCAGCAGGCACCACCCAGCGCUACAGGCGCCCUGCCGAACCCGGAUGAGACGAUGCAAACUGGGGACAAUGGUGAGGCUACGGCGGAUGAAGGCGAGGAUGACACAUCAGAACCCGAUAUGGGACAUAUGAUGCAAGGGCAAUCCGAAGACGAGGAACUUGAAGAGGAGGAGGAAGAAGACGAAGACUAUGUGCACGGCGAAGGUAUAUGGACAGACGAUGCUGGAGACGAGGGUUUCUUUGGGGCUGACGACGAUAAUGAGUUGUAG
Messenger RNA from Peniophora sp. CBMAI 1063, 687 nucleotides. NCBI's taxonomy places the organism in Eukaryota, Fungi, Basidiomycota, Agaricomycetes, Russulales, Peniophoraceae. The record is from the annotation of a GenBank genome assembly.